Messenger RNA from Sapajus apella (tufted capuchin), 2887 nucleotides. RefSeq names its product leishmanolysin like peptidase 2 (gene CIROP). The transcript has 17 exons. Lineage: Eukaryota; Metazoa; Chordata; Mammalia; Primates; Cebidae. Gene Ontology annotation, cellular component: membrane; cytoplasm. Gene Ontology annotation, molecular function: metalloendopeptidase activity. Gene Ontology annotation, biological process: cell adhesion; proteolysis. Bases 31 to 2565 code for a protein of 844 amino acids. The record is from RefSeq and is a predicted model, not a curated record.
GGAAGAGGGUGGCUUUGGCCCUCGUGGUUCAUGUCCGACCUCCUGGCAGGGAACUGUAGACUGAGUCAACAACAUUCAAAUCUUAAAAAAAUAAGCAAGAGUGGUGGGGGGCACGCGGUGAAAAAGAGUAAAGAUAGGAAAGCCAGAAAUAGUGAGCCAGUAAAAAAGGGGACAGAAGACAGGCUCCAGACUGUAUCUAUGGAGAGACACGGAAGGGAGAUGCUGCUGCUGCUGCUGCCACCACUACUCCUCAGGGUUGCCACAAGCCGAUGUCUACAUGAUGAGGCACAGAAGUCUGUGAGACUUCUCAGGCUCCCUUUCUCCCCACUCCCCCUGAAAUCUCUCUCUUCCUCCCUCACCCUUCCUAGCUCCCAUGAUCCUCAACCCCUACGAAUCCAAACCUGCUAUCUGGGAAAUCCUAUAUCAGAUGGAGCUUGGGAUCCUGAGGGAGAAGAGACAAGAGGGGGAUCCCGAGCCCUGGCCGCAGUGAGAGAGGCCACUCAGCGAAUCCAGGCUGUCCUAGCAGUGCAAGGACCCCUGCUUCUGAGUCGAGAUGCUGCACGGUACUGCCAUGCUGUCUGGGGAGACCCAGAUACCCCAAACUACCACAGGUGCAGCCUCUUGAACCCAGGGUACAAAGGAGAGAGUUGCCUGGGGACAAAGAUUCCUGACGCCCACCUUCACGGUUAUGCCUUGUGGCCAGAGCAGGGUCCCCCACAACUGGUCCAGCCAGAUGGACCUGGGGUCCAAAACACUGAUUUUCUACUGUAUGUACGGGUUGCUCACACUUCCAAGUGCCACCAAGAGGUGAGCAACUGUUGCCCAGGCUGGAGUACAGCAGCCCGAUCACAGCUCACCGCAGCCUCGACUUCCUGGGCUCAGACAGGUUUUGCCAUGUUGCUCAGGCUGUGUCUCAAACUCUUGGGCUCAAGCAGUCUGCCCACCUGGACUUCCCAAAGUGCCAGGAUUGUAAGCCCCUCUGUCAUAGCCUAUGCUGCCUGCUGUCACCUGGACUCAGAAGACAGGCCCCUCGCUGGCACCAUUGUCUACUGUGCCCAACAUCUCACCAGCCCCAGCCUCAGCCACAGUGACAUCGUCAUGGUCACAAUACACGAAUUGCUCCAUGCCCUGGGUUUCUCUGGACAGCUCUUCAAGAAAUGGCGAGACUGCCCCUCAGGAUUCAGUGUUAGAGAGAACUGUUCUACAAGGCAACAAGUGACAAGGCAAGAUGAAUGGGGACAACUGCUUCUCACCACCCCAGCUGCUAGCCUCAGCUUGGCCAAACACCUGGGAGUGCCGGGGGCUUCACUGGGUGUUCCCUUGGAAGAAGAGGAGGGCCCUUUGUCCUCACACUGGGAGGCCAGACUACUCCAGGGUUCUUUAAUGACUGCUACCUUUGAUGGAGCUCAGCGCACUCGACUCGACCCAAUCACCCUUGCUGCCUUCGAAGACUCAGGCUGGUACCAGGUCAACCACACCGCUGCAGAGGAGCUGUUGUGGGGCCAGGGAUCUGGCCUGGAAUUUGGAUUGGUGACCACAUGUAGGACUGGCUCCUCAGACUUCUUCUGUACUGGCAGUGGACUGGGCUGCCACUACCUGCACCUGGACAAGGGAAGCUGCUCCUCAGACCCCAUGAUGGAAGGCUGCCGCAUGUACAAGCCCUUAGCCAAUGGGAGUGAAUGCUGGAAGAAGGAAAAUGGAUUCCCUGCUGGGGUGGAGAAUCCCCAUGGGGAGAUCUACCAUCCCCAGAGCCGCUGCUUCUUUGCCAACCUCACUUCACAGCUGCUCCCUGGGAAUAAGACCAGGCAUCCUUCUCUUAUUCCACACCUCAAGGAAGCAGAGCUCACUGGACGCUGCUACUUACAUCAAUGCACAGGGAGGGGAGCUUACAAGGUGCAGGCGGAGGGCUCACCUUGGGUCCCAUGCCUUCCAGGAAAGGUUAUUCAGAUACCUGGGUACUAUGGUCUUCUCUUCUGUCCCCGGGGUCGGUUGUGUAACACUAACGAAGAUAUCAAGGCUGUUCCUUCCCUACCUAUGAGUCUUUCAACCCCAGAUCCACUAUUCCAGCUCUCUUUAGAAUUAGCUGGGCCUCCAGGCCACUCCCUGGGGAAGGAACAGCAAGAAGAGCUGGCUGAAGCAGUACUGCAGGCUUUGGCAAGCAGAGGUGGCACUGGCAGGUGCUAUUUCCACAGCCCAUCAGUUACCACUAGCUUGGUGUUUACUGUACAUAUGUGGAAGUCCCCUGGCUGCCAAGGGCCUUCAGUUGCCAUGCUGCACAGGGCCCUGACUCUGACUCUCCAGAAACAACCCCUAGAAGUGUAUUAUGGCGGAGCCAACUUCACCACAGAACCCAGCAAGUUGCUGGUUACUUCAGACCAUAACCUCCCCAUGACCCACCUAAGGCUGUCCAUGGGACUCUGCCUAAUGCUGCUAAUCCUGGUGGGUGUACUGGGAACCAUAGCCUACCAGAAAACAUCCACUCUUCCUGUGAGGCCAUCUGCCUCUUACCAUUCACCAGAGUUCCACGGCACAAGGGUCCCAGUUAGAGGAAUAAGGGAGGUGUGAUGUUGCCCAGAACAUGAUGGGGGUAAGGAAGAGAAUCAUUUCUUGGAAGGCAACUGAAUGGAAAAUCUAUUGUGUAUACUUAAGUUCUACUUUCUUUGGAAUGCCUCUUUCCCUGAUAUCAAUUUUAUACAGUUCUAAAGAUCCAUUUUUUUAAGGUUCUAAAGAUCCAUUCUUUAUUUUGGUACAAAAAUAAACUGUUCAACCUGUAGUGUCACUUAUUUUCAUACUGCUGUAAAGCAAACUUACAGAAUAGGCCUGCUACUAGUUCCAAGAGUAUCACAUACACAUGCUUUAGAAAAAGUCAGGUAUGAUGGUUCACGCC